This is a messenger RNA of Toxorhynchites rutilus septentrionalis, 12812 nucleotides long. RefSeq lists its product as uncharacterized. Gene Ontology annotation, molecular function: mRNA binding. The transcript is spliced from 5 exons. Lineage: Eukaryota; Metazoa; Arthropoda; Insecta; Diptera; Culicidae. The coding region runs from base 10566 to 12698 and encodes 710 amino acids. Gene Ontology annotation, cellular component: nucleus. The record is from RefSeq and is a predicted model, not a curated record.
UUUCAAUAGCCUUAAAAUUGGUUUCAAAACAGGCUAUUGAAAUCACCAAUCGGUAUAUAAGCGAGCGCCGCUCGUAAACCCACUCAGUUAUAAUUGAACAGCGAUUGGAGCAUGUUGUCGCUGUUGUUGUGAAGCUCUUCGUUUAUCAUGAAAGCGCUGAUGAACGGUGUCACCAAGAGCCUGUUUGUGCACCUUAGGCCAGAAGGGAAUCCACCAGAAGGAGAGUGAUGCCACGGUUCCGCUUGAAACAUCGGAGCAGCCGCCACACAUACAUACACGCGCGGAACCCUCGUUCCGCGUUCCGCGUACCAGUUCCCCUGGGAAUUGAAAAAUACAUUCAUGCGAAAGAGUUUAUUUUAAUGUUUUCUAUUCAUACAACACUGCAACCAAAUACAUUUGGUUUUGUGAUUUUUCAAUCAAUCGCAAUUGACAGGAAAGUUUCUGAAUAUUAUUUUUCCCCAUCAGUAGAUAAUUUUCGUAUCCAAUAUUGGAUGCAUAACAUGAAAAACGGAAAAUGUUACACAUCGCGAAAAUCAUGUCAUUUUCGAGCGAUUAUUUGCAUCCUACUCAUAUAUUGCUGCGACCAAAUACAUUUCGUUUUGGAUUUUUCAAUCAAUUGCGAUCAACGUAAGACCACGUCUUUCGGCAAUUUAUUAGAGGUGCAAUGAAUCUUUAGGAAUUCCCGCUCUACGCGCACUGGCAAACGAUGUUUACUCAACAGUUUCUCAAACGAGAAAUGGGUGUUGUGAGAAAGGAUUAGCGAACGCAAAAACGACAAACGGGAGAAAGAGAUGUUUGAAGGUUGAAGGAAAUUAGCAGAAAACAUCUUCAUUUUAUCUUCCGAAUAAUGUGAUUAUCAUAGUACUUCCUUUUGCCGGAAACAGAUUAAUAACGCUCAAAGGAGGAAUCGAAUCCUCCGAGGAAAUACCCAGCGCAAAUUAGAAUCGACUAUAGAUUGCGCCAUUAGUACACAAAUAACUUUAUAAUGCAGUUUCAUCAAAGUGAUUUCUUCGAUAUGGGGAAAUAUUCACUGCAUCAUGUCAUGUAUUUCAUAUUCUUCACUAUCAAAAUCCAUAUCCAUGGCACCUAUCGGUAUCGAAUUGUCAUCGACAACACGAUUUUCGCUAAAUGCUCCCUUCAGUUCGGCCCGCAAAAAACUUUCCUGAACUCUAAUACAUCAAAUUAGGAGCCCUGAAAAGGGCUGCUGAUUAUAUGCUAAGCUAAUAGCACGCUCUCCUCGGAUACGAUGGGCCAAGGACAUCCUUGGGCAUAAUGUGACGCGCUUUGCGUGGAUAGCACACAAAUUGGUAUCUUCGAAUAGGCCUCCUGCAGUACCAUAACCGCGAAGUUUGACGAGCAAGUCGGUUUUGAAGUUCCGGGCAAUUCCACAAACCAAACGCUGCAAAGGUAGCUUGCGGAUCAGCAGUUUGUUCGACCUCUGAAAGCGACGAAUUUCACUUAAAGUUCCCGGUCGAUAGCGAUGUGGCUUCUUCACGCUUUCUGCGGCUGGUGCGCUUAUCCGAGCUGCUUUCAUGGUGCCUUACCACCGAAAGACUAACGAGCUGUCUUCUUGGUCCCAAACAAACAAGUCCUCACGGUGCGAGAGUAGAGUAAGAAAUGAACGAAAGCAAAGGAAGCGUGAUAUUAUAUACCAUAACAGACUUGAAUGUAAACCCCACCCUCUUUAUUAUAUUCUUAGCUUAGCCUGAGAGAGAAAAGAAUAACAUCGAAGUAAUUAUACAGUAAUGUAUUUGAAUCCGGACACUUUGUGUUACAUUCAAUAUCAUACCGCAGACACAACAUUUCGUGCAUGCUGAAUUAAUACGAUUGAUUAGUAAGUAUCAAGUAACUAUCAGUAACUAUAUUAGUAACUAUUAAUCGCAUAAAUUGAACAUGAAAAAAAAUGUUAUGGCUGUGGUAUGAUUUUGAAUGAAAUGCAGUGUCCGGAUUCAAAAGCAUUACUUCUUUUACAGUACAGUUAACUCAACUGAAAAUUUUUCAGUUCGGCCUGCAAAAACGAAAUUAAUUGGAAGAGUACAGCAUAAUGCAUAGACGUGAGUAUGAGCUUCCCCAUCUCACAUUCCAAUAGGAUUAAUGGGCUUCCAAGUGGGCGCGCUACAUACGGAUACGUAUGAUUUCAAUAACCUGUUUCCGAAGCUAUCAUUAAGCUAUUGAAACAAUUUUUCGAGUCAAUAAAUAGCAAUGAUAUAACUCUUGGACAUUUUAUCUUUUGUAUGAAAUGAUUAUCAUACUGUUCCGUUGAUCCGAAGCAGAAUGAAUCACGCUUAAAGAAGGAAUGGAAUGGAAAAAUCUAAUCGUUGCUGAAAAAUAAUCUGCCAGUUCCCGUAGGAAUUGAAAAAUACAUUCAUGCGAAAGAGUUUACUUUAAUGUUUUCUAUUCAUGUAACACUGUGACCAAAUAUUGUUUAAUCAAGUGCUAUUAACAGGUGGUUAUCGAGUUAUCAUUAACCACCGGUGGGCUUCAAGUAUCGAGGAAAAUCUGGAAAAAUCUAAUCGUUGCUGAAAAAUAAUCUGCCAGUUCCCCUGGGAAUUAAAAAACUACAUUCAUGUGAAAGAGUUUAUUUUAAUGUUUUCUAACCAUAUAACACAGCGACCAAAUACAUUUGAUUUUGUAAUUUUUCAACCAAGUGUAAUUAGCAGGAAAGCUUCUGAAGGUUAUUCUUCCCCAUCAGUAGGAUAUUUUCGUAUCCAAUAUUGUAUGCGUAUGCAACGGAAAAUGUUUCGUUUCGCGAAAAUUAUAUAAUUUUCAAUCGAUUAUUGCUCAGUCUCCGAAAGUUUCAAACUCAGAGAGUUCAUUCCCCUCUAGUUUGCCUUCCAAAUUGCUAUCGUAAACCAUACCUUCUCUCGAUUCAAUCGCGCACAAAAAGCAUUUAUUCUGGUGGUGAAACGAUAUUCUGGUGGUGAAACGAUAUUCUGGUGGUGAAACGAUAUUCUGGUGGUGAAACGCAUUCGAUUAGAGGCGAAUGAACUGAAAAGUUUAAAGCCUCUUUAAUCCAACAUCAUCAUCAUGAAACGCAUUCAUUUUCCGUGAGGACAUCGACAAGACAACAUCGUUACUGAACGAGCUGAACUAGCUGGACGAGCUGAACGAGCUGAACGGCGAAGGAUCGAGGGAUCGAAGGAUUCAUUACCUGGCCUGACCUGACCUGAAACGCAAUCAGUUUGUUUUAACUGUGAGGGAGCGCAGAAAAGCCGAUCGAUCAGAAGGAGAAGAGAAGGUGACCAGGAGAGUAUCAGCAUCGAAAAACGGUUCCCCGGGAAGACAUCGAAGCAGCCGCCACACACACACAUGUACGCGCGCAACUCUUUUCGUUUGCUGGUUAUCGAGAAGAAACCUGGAAAGAAAUGAUCGUUGCUGAAAAAUAAUCUGCCAGUUCCCCUUGGAAUUGAGAAUUACAUUCAAGCGAAAGAGUUUAUUUUAAUGUUUUCUAUUCAUAUGAUGCUGCGACCAAAUACAAUUGGUUUUGUGAGUUUUCAAUCAAGUGAAGUUAGCAGGAAAUCUUCUGAAGAUUAUCCUUGUGAAGAACCUUGUGCCUCCAACGAAACGCUCUCGUUUUCGAAGUCCCCCAAAUAUUCAUUUACACAUUCAUUCAGAAUGGAUUUAGAUUCAACUUCAAACAAAUGAUCUCUAAAUCAACGAUAGUCCUACGUCACCCUUGCGGUUAUACCAUAGAUAUAACCCACUUCCUGUUUUUGAAUGACGAUGCACUUCUUUUUCUUUCGAAUUAUAGACACUUGAAACUAAGACAGUUCAUUCGUCUUUGAUGGCGAUGCACGGAAGAUGCCUCUCGUUAAUAUUCAGUGCAAUGCGUGCAUUGAUAUAAAGAAACAAAUUGCGACAUAUGACCAAUUAGUGUAUUGUUCUCGCAAAGGCAAAAAAUGAUCGUUGCUUCUCGAAAUGAUUCUACAAAACUACGCAAGCCAUUAAACCUUUUCAGGGUCCCGGAACUUUUUACUAAAGAGUUAUUUAUUAAAUUUCGACGUAUUUGCAAAUAAUAUUCGAAAUGAUAAACCAUCAAAUUUCAAAAGAAAAAAGAUUGCGUAGUCCUACGUUCUAAGCGGUCGUGUCUCGGAUACAACCCCUCGAAUUUUUUACGAUUUAAUGCUUGCUGGGCAGGCCCGAAGGCAGUUUUAAAUUGUUAAAAUAUGAAUGAAAUUUUUUACUUCAUGUUAUUGAUUACUUGAAACAUGUAGUACUGAAUAUUAAUUAACCAUUUCUAUAUAAAUUUUGCGAUAUUUCCACUAAAGUACAAUAAACAAUCAGAAAUGACGUAUCCGAUUGUAACUCUUUCGUAUCAUAUGUAAGAGCUUCAAUUGCCCUAAAAUCAUAUUUCAGAUAGCUAAAAGUCAAUUGAUUAAUUCCUAUUUGUACAAACAUAAAUGUUUAUAAAAGUUCUAUAUACAUACAAAAAUGGUGAUUCCCCGGGCCGAACAUUUUACUUUAAUAUUUUCCGCCAUUUUUUAUAGCAGUGAUGAACGUAUAUUCGUAUGACAACAGACUUAUUAUGUUAUUAGGUAUUGCAUAAUAAUUGUACAGUAAGUAACCUCUAAUUCGACAUUAAGUUAAUUGGACGGACCUGUAAUGGGACACAAAUAAUUGGACAUUUUCAUCUCUAAUUGGAUAUUUUGUAAACAUCGAGUUUGGUACCCAAAGUAUGGCCCCAGAUUGAAAGUAGCCACCAGAUGUAGACAUUGUACCACUAUCAACGUGAAUGUCCAAUUACAGACCAAUCAACUCUAAUGCGACACUGAGUAGUGACUCGGUAUGUCGAGGAUUAGAGGUAACUUACUGUAUAUGCUAUUUGGGUGCAUCAUAUACCACCCAAAAUAUCAGAUAUUCGAUGCUCUAUAUACGAUUUAAUGUUUGGUGGGUUGGCAUACUUGGCAGCUUGGUUUGUCAAGUUCAUAAUCUCAUGUUUACAGUUUUGAGUUAAGUGCAAUUGAAUGACAAAGUUGAACUAAUUUAUUUUUGUCGCUAUGUUUAUCAGAACGCAAAAGAUCGGCAAACAGAUAAUCUUCCGUUCUUAAAAGUUAAAAAUUUAAAAAAAGCAACGUGAAAGUUAAACACUUUUCUUGAAACCGGAAAUAUUCGGACUUAAAAAUAAUUUUUAACGUAAUAUUCCAAACAUACAUGUAUUUACAAAAAUCUAUAAUUAUUAUUAUAAUUAUUAUUAUUAUUAUCAUCAAGAACGUUUUCCGCCAUUAGUUUUUUGGUUGUCUGUAGUAAAUCGUAUAUACGCAUGACAAUAGUCGCACUAGAUGCAUGUAUAAGUCGUAUAUUCAUCCAUCCAAUCAUCGUGAAUACUGUUGCAAGUGGAAAAUAAAUGUGUGUUCAUUGCUUAUGAUGCGAACAUAAACAACAAUAUAAUACAGUAAUUUAAAUUUUAUACGACAUGCCGAGGCACCACUCAGUGUCGCUUUGGAGGCGAUUUUGGCUUGUAAUUGAACAUUGACGAUGUGAGUUGUAUAGUGUCUACGUCUGGUGGCAACUUUAAUAUGACGCCAUAAUUCGGGCCCCGAACUCGAUGUUUACAAAAAUGUCCAAUUAAACGUGUCACAUUACAGGUCUGUCCAAUAAUCCAAACGUCGCAUUAAAUGUAACUUACUGUAUAUAAACAAUAUUUAUUCCCAGCUGUUUUGAGGCAUCUCGCAUUCAGUUGUCAGUGCAAGUUGGUGCAAUUUUUAGAGUGUAAAAAAAGUUCACUGUUUACAUAAAAGCAAUCUCGAAUCGGCCCCACUUUUUUGCUUGAAGUUACUAUCCCAAUAGAUACAAUACGGUAGCGCGACUUAUGAGAAAGGCCUUUCAGCCAUCUUGGAUUUUGUAUGUAAACAAUCUGCAAUAUUUUGCAAUAUCUUUUUUUCGCUCUUUGUGUGUGGAAUUGUUUUGGUGGGAAUAAGGGCAUUGAAAAGUUGAAAGGUAAGUCUUUUACGGUUAAAGUUAGGUUUGUGAUAUACUCUAUCUUAUAUGUUUCAGCUCAAGAGAAUAAAUCGACUUUCGGUGUCGGUCGGUGAUGGAGGUAUUUUUCCCGCGUUUUGCAGCUAGAGACGUCGGUUAAUUAUUCGAUUGUAAGGUUCUGGAAUUUCAAGUUUUCCUAUAUCUAAUAUUCUUUGUUUCUCUGUUCUUGGUUAACAAAAACUUAAUGCCUGUUUUUGAUGGGGCAUAAAAAAAUGAUAUAAAAGGAUUUCUAGGAACUUCCUGCGACUUGUUCUUGACUUGUUCAGCUCAUAUAUUAUAGAAAAAAAACCCGAAGUUGUAACGGUAAAAAUAACCAUAAGCCACCGAUUAAUUUAUAAUCUACAGUUUACAAUUCUUCCGCAAGUGCAAUUAUUUCACAAGUGUGUAUAUGCGUGACCAUUAUAUUUAGUGAACAACUAAACGAAUGUCAAACAUUUGUACUUUACUUUUGCACGUAUGAAUCUAACGACGAAUAAUGUGCGAUUCACAUAGCACGUUACGGAGAAGAACGUCUACGUUCCGUCAACGUCUCCACCAAUUCACACAUGCAGUCAAUGCUUCCACCAGCACCGUCACGUCAAAUGCCAAACGAAUGAUUUAUUUAAUUUUAUCCAUGGUGUCGCCACCUACAACAAUUUUAAAUUGCAAUGCCUUCUUUCAAAUCUGCAUACCUAGAAUCAGUUCUAAAUUUUGAAAAAUUCAAUGAGAAUCAUUAAAUUCAAUUAUUUCAAUGCUUAAACCCCGUAGUCCGACCCUUAUGCAAUAAUAAUAACAAAUAGAAUAAUUCUUUCAACUAGUCGUGAAUGAUUUUCACUCCGAAAUUUGGAGCCAAGAGAUAUGUUGGCAUAAAAAAUACAGUAAGUUACUUAUAAAGCGAUAGGCUGGGGUACCACUCAGUGUCGCAUUGGAGUCGGUUUUGACCAGUAAUUGGACAUUUGCGACUGGUGGCGACUUUCAAUGUGGGGCCAUAAUUUGGGCCCCGAACUCAAUAUUUACAAAAAUGUCCAACUAGAGGUAAAAAUGUCUAAUUAAACGUGUUGCAUCACAGAUCUGUUCAAUUAGCUUAAUGUCGAAGUAGAUGUAAAUUACUGUAUAACCAAAUCAAAACAAAAGCCGAGACACAAGGCCCAGACAAAAACCAAACGAGCCGUCCGUCUCCGUCAAUUAUUCUUUUCUACAAACCCUGCCGGUCGUUUUCGUUGAACGUAUGCUGACGGGUCGUUACGUUGCUGGUGUAUGUGAAUGUUUUCAUGAGAAUUUCAUGGUAGAAUCAUUGACGUAUCGUGACGUGACGGGACGUGAACGUGACGUGUAUGUUGUAUGUAAAUUGCACUUAAUAUAUGAAUCCGUUCAAUCCGGUGACAAAAGGACUAAAAUCAAAUAAGAAUAGUCCAAAAAUGAUAUUAUGCAUUAUAUUUGAUAAAUAUUCCACGCCACUGACACUAAUUUAUACAUUUCAUUGAACAAUAUCCUAAAAUAGGAAAAAAAAGUCACUUGUCCAAAAAAGUUGCUCCUUUAUGCGCGUCGGUGUCUCAGACCGAAGGUGGUGAAAAAGUGAUAUACGUCCCCUUCGUACCAACUUAUACGAUACGCUAAACGAUGACGAACAACGAAUGACGAAGCUAGAGAGAAUCGCAAUGUCGUAGUGUUGAUGUUUUCUGAGAAAUGAACGAAUUAUUGAUUUCUUGGUCUCUCAGACCUAUGCGCGAGUAAAGGAGUGUUACUCUUAAAGAAGGUAGUCUCAGCUCCCGUUCUAAAAUAGAAGUAUCCAAAUUUAGAGUGCCAAGGAAAAUAUACUAUACUAGUGGUCAAUGAUUCUAUAAAUAGUAGCUAGUAGCUAUAGAGACCAAGCAGAAAUAUUCAAACAAAUCAGCUAUUCCAACAACAAUCGAAGAAUAGGUAGUUUUGAACAGAAAAAAAUGAUGUUGGUGUAAUAAAAAUAUUGUGCAUAAUUCUCAUGGUGUGCCCUUUUUUCAAUCGUCCUCAGAAAAUCAUGAAAUGGUAAAUUUAUCAACAUACUGAAAUACCAUUUCAUUCAAAAACCAUUAUUCUGCACCAUGUUUAUUACAAAAUUAUAUUUAAUGUAAUUUCUAGAAUUAUGCCAUCAUAUUUUUUUUAUCAUGAAUGUCUGUUCUUUUCGAUUACAAGAAAUAAAUAUUUGCUCGAUUAAUCGAAUACUCAAAGACAAUUAUUCGAAUGAAUCGAAUAUUUAAAAAUGACCCUACGAUUAAUCGACAAUUGAAUAAACGAAAAAUUUAGACAUCUCUAUUUGCAGCCAAAUCCCUUUCCACAGUCCUCUGUAUAUUUUUACCGUUUCCCCUCGCGCACUUAUUGAUGACACGGUCACAUCUUUAUUCCACACACCUUGCCCCUGAUCUUGGCCACGACUCAAAUUUGACAGAUAAAUGACGCGUUACUAAUAAAAUAAUGAUGCGUUACUAAGGGUGCUCAUACACUGUUUGACUGAAGUCAAAUAUUUAACUCUUUUUGACAAAUAAAAUUUGAUCAACAUGUACUGAUCAAAUAUAUUCCACACAAAACACGACAAGUAAUUGGGUGCGUUGGAUUAGUACGUUUCGUCCCGUAUUCCGAAAAAAAAGUCCCAAAGUGUCGACAAAGUGUGUUUUUGACGAUUUUUUUUGAGAUGACAGUAGAUCUCGACGUUUCAUGCAAUCUUAAGAUAUUUGGUAUAAAAAAAAUCGAAAACCCCGAUUUCCUUUACUCCCCCCUAGAGUGAUUUUUCGAUUUUCAAAAAACUCAAAUUUUGACCGUUUUGCGCCACUCCCACUUAAGUCCGAUUGAGCUGAUAUUUUAUAGGGUGUUUUUUCGAGGUGGUGAACAUUUUUUGUGGGGUAAUUUUUGAAAUUCGAGAUGACCAUUUUCAUUGGCACACUAAUGUGCGAUUCACAUAGAACGUUACGGAGAAGAACAUCUACGUUCCGUCAACGUCUCCGCCAAUUCACACAUGCAGCCAAUGCUUCCAACAGCACCGUCACGUCAAAUGUCAAACGAAUGAUUUAUUUAAUGUUAUUCAUAGUGGUGCCACCUACAACAAAUUCAAAUUGUAAUGCCCUCUUUCGAAUCAGCAUGCCUAGAAUCAGUUCUAAAGGUUCUAAAUGAAAAAAAAAUCAAUGAAAAUCAUUGAAUUCAAUUAUUUAAAUGCUUCAACCCCGUAGUCCGACAAAUAAUUUAACAAAAAUAAUAUAUAGACUAUUUCUCUCAGCUAGUCGCGAAUGAUUUUCACUCCGAAAUUUUGAACUAAGAGAUAUAUUAGCAUAAAAAGUACAGUAAGUUACUUGUUCGGAUUACGGAAAGAAAUUCUUUGGAUCAAAUUCGCUGUUAGUAGAUCAAAGCUACAAAUAUAUAUUUAUUAAUUAAAUUCAUAUUUUUAAUAGAUUUACCCUUUUACAUUUAGUUUCUCUUCCUCCUGCAAUAGAUUUUCUGCCUCGCAAGAUUGCCUUUUAUCUGCGAAUCUUAACCCACGUGUUGUUCGUUUUAAUCCGUUUUGUGUCCUGUCUUUAUCAUUUUAAUUAGGUACAAUAUUCCAAUUAUGUAUGAGAUUACUCACGGCUGUAGUUCGACAAAUUCACUAGUUAUAUCUAUUAUUUUAACUAGUAUAAUCAAUUUAGGAAUAACUUUAUUUUAACUUGUGAUUUUUAAACACGUACUUUCCACCAUGAACCUUUCAUGUUUUUUGCCUAUUUGACAAUUGACUAGUCCGAGAGUCAGUUGUAGCUCGUUUUUCGACAUGUUUACUAUUUGACGUUUUAGUGGUUCUGUUUUCCGACGAGGCUGCUCGUGUUCCCUGCGGUGUUGUUUCUAACAUUACUUCUAAUGCGACAUGCCAAGGCACCACUCAGUGUCGCAUUGAAGGCAAUUUUAACCAGUAAUUGAACAUUCGUGACUGAUGGAGACUUUCAAUGUCUGUCCAUAAUUUGGGCCCCAAACUCAAUGUUUACGAAAAUGUCCAAUUAGAGGUAAAAAUGUCCAAUUAAAAGUGUAUCAUCACAGGUCUGUCCAAUUAGGUAAAUGUCGAAUUAGAUGUAAAUUACUGUACAACCAAAAUCAAAACAAAAGCCGAGACACAAAGCCCAGACAAAAACUCAAGGAACCGUCCGUCUCCGUCAAUUAUUCCUUUCUACAAAUCCUGUCGGUCGUUUCCAUUGAACGUAUGCUGACGGGUCGUUACGUUGCCGGUGUAUGUGAAUGUUUUCAUAAUAAUGAAAACAUGGUAGAAUAACUUACGUAACGUGACGUGGAUGUUGUAUGUGAAUCGCACUUAAUAAAGCCCAAUGCUAUACGUAACGCAACUAACGAACCACCUGACAAUUUGACACCUUGGACCUAACUGUCCGCUAGCUUGAAAAGAAAUUGUUUUGCAAGAAAGCCAUUAAUAAAUCUGAAUUCAAAAUCCACCAUCUUUUUUUCUGCAUGCAGAAGCGGACGUUGACGCGUAAAAUUUGCAAAUCUUUUUUAAAUGUUUAUCGAACGUUUUUCGAAUCUUUUUUGAGGUGUAAAUUUAAUGUUGAAAGUUCAAAAAGUUCAUAUUAAGGGAGUUGAGGCUAUUGAGAAAGUCCUGGUACUACAAAAUGUCGGAUACGGAAAACCAUCUUUCGGAUGAAAGUGGCGACCAGCUGCUUGCGGAUAGCGGAUGUGUAUCGAACGAGAUGGAAACAAAUAGCGAAAGUACAGCAGUCAACAACACUCUAAUUAGUAAUGAAGAGCGGCAGGGGUCUCAUGCAUGUAACUCUGCGCCGGAAUUUUAUCGCGGUGAGUAUCCGGUUACGCAAAUCAAUGGAUGUCGUCAGUAUGGACCACCGAGGAACUGGAUCGGCCUACCUCCAAGAUUUGGCUGUGAGAUUUUUGUGAAGCGUAUCCCUCCCGAAUUCACCGAGAGGGAACUUGUACCCGUGUUUGAGCGUUUUGGCAGGCUGUAUGAGAUGCGUCUUAUGAUGGACUAUGAUAACCGAAAUCGAGGUUAUUGCUUUGUGCGUUACGCAAGCGAAUACAACGCGAAAGUGGCGAUUCAGGUGCUGAAUCAUCAUUACGUCAAGGAUAACCGGACAUUUGAUGUUCAGGAAUCUUUCGAAAAAAGCAGACUAUUUGUGGGCAAUCUUCCGAAGAACGUUGAUCGAACUACUAUCGAAAUCUCGUUCCGGGCGCUAUUUCCUGAAAUGACUAGAUUCGUCAUGCACAAUCGUAUUUCGGAUGGAAACAUGCAUCGCGGAUUUGCUUUUAUGGAUUUUUCAGACCACGCGGCAGCCCUGCGUGCGAAAAAACAAGCAACACCCGGAUGCUUGCGGAUCUGGGAACAAGAUAUAAAAAUUGUUUGGGCCAAUCCGCAGCGUUCUUUGGAUCAUUCUAGCAUCAACGUCACAAAAACGCUGUUCAUUCGAAACAUCGACACUAACAUAUCCAAGGAGAUCUUGCAAAAUCUUUUUUCCGAUCUUAUUAAAAGCCAAAAAUUUAACAUUUCUCGGGUACGCGAGUUUGCAUUCGUGGAGUUUCCCAGACGAGAUCAGGCCGAAUAUGUAAUGCAAACACUUCAAGGUCGCAAGCUGAACAAUUUUCAACUGGAUGUUGAGUGGGCGAUGCCACAUCUCAGGAAUUCGUUCCACAGCAUGAAGAAUUACGACUUUGACUCGCUGCUGCGCAUCAAGUGCAUCGCUAACAAUUGGGAUCCUCCUAUAAUCCUGUAUGGUCGGAUUUUUGCGCUGAGUCGUAUACAGCAUGCAGUCGUUAUCAUGCGCCACAACGGUCAGGCAUAUGCGUACUUUGUAGAGAUUUCAUUCGCUGGAUUGUGGGAUAUUCAGAGCCGGAUCUACGAAGCAUUGAUUACUAUUAUUCGCGAGGACGGAAAGCUGCCAGAAAAUAAUUUGUUCAUUAAUGUUAAGGACAAUAGAAUGAAUCUGAUUGGUUCAAUUUUUUUGCUCGAUCAGCCAGUUCUGAAUCUAGCACAGGGCGUUGAUUUGUCUCUGAAAGUUUUUUGGGACGAAAUUGUAGAUUUGUGCGCCGUCGUUAACCAAAUUCUCAACUACUCGUUUGAUGAUUUGUACUGUCUCUACUGGAGGGAGUUGGAACGUCCGGAACCUUUUUGUUACCUGGAAACGAUUCAACUGCAGGAUCGCAUUGUCGGAUGUUUGAAUCAAAAUUUCCGUGAUCGUCCACCACUGAAUGGCAUGCUGGACAAUCGCGAGGUUGUCCUGGUACUAUGCGAUCGAUGCACGCUAUCAAACUACAAUUUUUCCAAGAAGAAAAAUUACAUAGCGCAAUCGCUUUCUUCCAUCGAGAACUGCAACUUCAAUACCGUCAAGUUCGCCACUCUACAAAUGAUGCCAGCCAGUUGCGUCCAAGCACCUAGCCGUUCUCUGGAGAAGAUUGAAGCCGUCUUCUACGGCCCAGAUCCUUAUGUUCAUGCGGAAAUCCACGGCAAUCAACACAUUAGCAUGUCGAACUACGGUAACAUACACUCUGGACUCGCGUAUGAUCAACAAUUUGGUGGCGGUCAGUUACUGGCGGAAUCGGGCGAGAUGAGACAACCGCAUCAACUACUUUGGCCCGCGGCGCCCCAGCCAAUGUAUGCACCGUUACCGCCACCUGGAUUUAUGGCCCAACCGUUGCCACCGCAUCCAUUCUUUGUUUCACCGUUAAACCGGCCUCCGCUCUCGGAUGAUUUUAGUGUACCAUCCUGUUUUUCUAAUUUCGUUCAUGGACAUUGUUGAAGUUUGUUUCUUUUGAUUUUCUUUUUUGAUAUUCGAUUAUUUCAUACGAUAUUUUAACAUCGUUACUACUCUUAUUAUAUUAUGACUGAAUUCUUAUCAUUCUUGUUGUUUUAG